Ceratotherium simum simum (southern white rhinoceros) is the source of this 1605-nucleotide messenger RNA. RefSeq names its product glucose-6-phosphatase catalytic subunit 3 (gene G6PC3). Gene Ontology annotation, molecular function: glucose-6-phosphatase activity. The record is from RefSeq and is a predicted model, not a curated record. Gene Ontology annotation, cellular component: membrane. Gene Ontology annotation, biological process: gluconeogenesis; glucose 6-phosphate metabolic process. NCBI's taxonomy places the organism in Eukaryota, Metazoa, Chordata, Mammalia, Perissodactyla, Rhinocerotidae.
UGUCCCUCGCGCUGCCCAGUAGAGAGGAAGGCUCGGGGAGACCGCAGGAGGAAACGGUACCGGCCAGAGGGCCGGCCGCGCGAGCCUGGGCCUGCCGGGGGCGGGGCAGGGGGCAGAGCUUACACCAGCUGCUGGAAGUGGGCAGGGCCUGGGGAUCGGAAAGGUGGGCUUUCCAGGGCAGUGGGUAGCCGCUUCCUUGUCGCCAGGACUCCUCAGCUUCCGCCCUAGAGCAAAGCCCGGCCCGGCCGGCUUCUGGGUCGCCAUGGAGUCCGCGCUGGGCGCGGGCAUCGCGAUGGCCGAGGCGCUGCAGAACCAGCUGCCCUGGUUGGAGAACGUGUGGCUUUGGGUCACCUUUCUGGGCGAUCCCAAAAGCCUCUUUCUGUUCUACUUCCCCGCGGCCUACUACGCCUCUCGCCGCGUGGGCAUCGCGGUGCUCUGGAUCAGCAUCAUCACUGAGUGGCUCAACCUCGUCUUCAAAUGGCUUCUGUUUGGAGACAGGCCCUUUUGGUGGGUCCACGAGUCUGGGUACUAUAGCCAGGCUCCAGCCCAGGUUCACCAGUUCCCCUCUUCUUGUGAAACUGGUCCAGGCAGCCCCUCUGGACAUUGCAUGAUCACAGGAGCAGCCCUCUGGCCCAUAAUGACGGCCAUCUCUUCCCAGGUGGCCACUCGGGCCCACAGCCGCUGGGUGAGAGUGAUACCUAGCCUGGCUUAUUGCACCUUCCUACUGGCAGUCGGCCUGUCCCGGGUCUUCCUCUUAGCACAUUUCCCUCACCAGGUGUUGGCUGGCCUAAUAACUGGUGCUGUCCUGGGCUGGCUUAUGGCCCCCCGGGUACCCAUGGAGCGAGAGCUAAGCUUCUACGGGUUGACCUCACUGGCCCUCUUGCUGGGCGCCAGCCUGAUCUAUUGGACCCUCUUUACACUGGGCCUGGAUCUUUCCUGGUCCAUCAGCCUAGCCUCCAAGUGGUGUGAGCGGCCUGAGUGGGUGCACAUGGACAGCCGGCCCUUUGCCUCCCUGAGCCGUGACUCAGGGGCCGCCCUGGGUCUGGGCAUCGCCCUGCACUCUCCCUGCUAUGCCCAGGUACGGCGGGCAUACCUGGGAAAUGGCCAGAAGAUAGCUUGCCUUGUGCUAGCCAUGGGGCUGCUGGGCCCCCUGGACUGGCUGGGCUACCCCCCUCAGAUCAGCCUUUUCUACAUUGUCAAUUUCCUCAAGUACACCCUCUGGCCAUGCCUGGUCCUGGCCCUCGUGCCCUGGGUGGUGCACACAUUCAGUGCCCAGGAAGCACCACCCAUCCGCUCUUCCUGACUUCGAGUGCCUCCUACUGCCACUUUCCCUCCCACAAAGCCAACACUCCGUGACCUCCACAAUCCAGGAGGCAAUCCAUCUUCUUUCAGCCCCCAACAGUCCCUGUUCAUCUUGAAUUUCCCGCUUCUCCCACCACCUGGUCUUAGCCCCAAAGAAGGGCUGUCUGUCUUGCAGAAAGGCUGGUCCUCCUCCUGCCUUCCCUCCCAAGUCCCCAAAGAGCAAAGGCAACAGCAAGACCAGUGGGUUCCUACAACACUGAGGGGCUCAGAGCAGCGCCAAUAAAGCCCUUGAACACUUCUGGA